CGACGGUGCAUUGGCCCUGCUCCUCACAUCUUGUUCUUCAGCGCAGGGCGCGCCUUCAGCAUGGACUUUCCUGGUCAGAAAUUUGCCCUCAACGGCAGCCCUGUCAAUGGCUUCGAUCUUGAUCCGUUCGGGAACGAGUUUGCGUCCUCCAGCUCGACUCCUUUCCCCGCCGCCGCCACUCCCGACCGGAAUGUGCCACAGAUGGGCAAUGGUAUGGGCAACCAGAUGCAGAUGCUCCGCAUGCAGAACAUGCAAGGGAACAUGGGGCUGCCCAAUCAACAGUGGGGGACUGGUCAGCCUAUGCUCCCUCCGGGUAACCCAAUGCAUCCCCCAUUUCGCCCUCAGCAGCACUCGCCACAGCAGCCACACAUGCAAGGCUUUGGCAUGCAGAACCAGUGGAACGAUAUGCGCGCUCGUCAACAGCCACCGCCAGCCAUGCCCGGAAUGAACAACUUCGGCGGUAUGAACGGCUUCGGUAUCUCGCAGCAAAUCCUCAACAAUGCCUACGCCAUGUCCACACCUAUCGAUCGGAGUGAAGAAGGCAUCAUUAUAGAGACUCUGAUCCAUGGUAUACAGGCCGGUGUGUCGCACAAAGAGGCAUUGAACAGCUUGCACGGGAAACGCAACCACUCGGCGAGCCUGUGGAAGGACUACUACUUGGACCACAAGCAACGUAUCGACCGAGAAAUAUCUGCCCGGGUCACCCCACGUCCAUCGAUGAGCGUCGAACCCAAGCCCGAACCUACUCCAGCGAAAAAGACCGUGAAAGCAGAACCUUCUCCCGGCCCUUCGUCUGUCUCUUCGAAACGAAGUCAUGCGCGCGCGCGGGAAUCCUCGAGACCCAGUCCUCGUCAAUCCGUUCAGCCACCUGCGAAGAAGUCGCGUCGCACGUUCAAUAGCAUCACUGGACCUGAGGCUGUCUUCGACGAUCGUCUUCCACCUCCGCAUGCUGAUCUGAAGACACCGGAGCCUCCCUCCCGCUCUCCUACGCCGCCUACCCUUGUAGUCUCAGCUGGCCGCGGGAACAAAUUCACUCCGCAGGAUCGCGACUUCUUCCUGAAGUUCAUCUCCUGGCGAUUGAAAGAGAAUCCCACGCUUUCCAGAGGCGAACUCUGUGACGCGUUGGCAGCGAAGGCGCCGCAUCAUAGCAGCCAGUCGUGGGCCUCAUAUUGGUCGAACCAUCAUGAUCUUCCCGACAAGAUCCUCGCCGCAGCCAAAGAAGGAUUGUCCUCUGACGAAGACGAGGAUGAGGAUGCGUCGGGUGAAGAGGACGAUGGCGCGACAGAGACGUCUGAGGAGGUGAUCCCAAGGCCCACAGCUCGGCGGCAAAGAGCCGCAGCGCGUGCCGCGCGACGCGGUUCUUCAGAUGAAGAGCCGGUCCCACGACGCCGCAGGGCAACCCGCCGUGCGCCAAGUUCAGAGUCACCCUUGUCGGAAGCGGAAGACUCCGAGCAGGACGGCGAAGGUGAGCCCGAUGAGGAUGUCGACGAUGAUGAGUCCAUUGCAACGGACGACGUCGAGAUCCGCGAGUGGAAGGAGAGUGACAUGGGUGCGAGCGGUGGACCAUUCACCGAUGCGGACUACGGCAUUGUCGCGACACACAUAGCAACCUUUGCCAAUUUUAAAGAGGUCUCACAUGCCGAGAAGUGGGGCAGCUUCCAUGAACGCCAUCCCAUGCGUUCGGCGAAAGCCUGGGCUGAGUACUAUCGGCGCAAUGAGAAGGGUCUUGAUCGGCUGGCAAAAGCGAUUCGUAGAAGGCAAUCGAGUGCGAAGAAUCCGGCGUCUCGGGAGGAUAGUGCGAAGCGGCAGCAUCCGUUGGACAUGGACGACGAAGAGAAAGGUGCCCGUAAGCGUGGGAGGACAGACGAAGAUUAGUGUGGUUGAUAUUGCAUGCUAUGGAUUGACAUACGAUUUUCGGAUGUCUGAUUGCUGUUACCCGUUUCCCUGAUUGGUCUGGGACGUUGCUUUGCUACCUGUACUGCUCUGUGUAAUGUCUUCUGGUUAUUGUUAUCGCACAUUGCUGCUGCUUCUUGGUUCUGUUCAAUGCAACAUACAAUUCUUCACUGGCUC
Schizophyllum commune H4-8 is the source of this 2070-nucleotide messenger RNA. RefSeq lists its product as uncharacterized. The record is from RefSeq and is a predicted model, not a curated record. Lineage: Eukaryota; Fungi; Basidiomycota; Agaricomycetes; Agaricales; Schizophyllaceae. Bases 61 to 1875 code for a protein of 604 amino acids. The transcript has 6 exons.